AUGACGGGGCUUUGCACCCAAGCCAGUAUUGAGAUUGAUUCCCUCUAUGAAGGAAUCAACUUCCAAUUUGAAGAAUUGAAUGCUGACUUGUUCCGUGGCACCCUGGACCCUUAUGGAGAAAGCCCUUCGGAUGCCAAGAUGGACAAGUCUCAGAUCCAUGAUAUUGUCUUGGUGGGUGGCUCAACCCACAUCCCCAAGAUUGAGAAACUUCUCCAGGACUUCUUCAAUAGGAAAGAAUUAAAUAAGAGCAUCAACCCCGGUGAGGCUCUUGCCUAUGGUGCAGCUGUCCAGGUAGCCAUUUUGUCUGGAGACAAAUCUGAAAAUGUUCAAGACUUGCUGCUGUUGGAUGUCACUCCUCUUUCCCUUGGAACUGAAACCGCUGGUGGAGUCGUGACUGUCCUCAAGCACAAUGCCACCAUUCCUACAAAGCAGACGCAGACUUUCACCACCUACUCUGACAACCAGCCUGGUGUACUCAUUCAGGUUUAUGUAGGUGAGCAAACCAUGACCACGGAGAACAACUUGCCUGAUAAAUUUGAACUCACAGGCAUACCUCCUGCCCCCUGUGGUGUUCCUCAGAUCAAGGAUGACAUUGAACAGAUGGUUCAAGAAGCAGAGAAGUACAAAGCUGAAGAUGAGAAGCAGCGGGAUAAGGAGUCUUCCAAGAAUCUGCUUGAAUCCUAUGCCUUCAACAUGAAAGCUACUGUUGAGGAUGAGAAACUUCAGGUUAAGAUUAAUGAUGAGGACAAACAAGAUUCUUGA
Molecule: messenger RNA, 762 nt
Organism: Rangifer tarandus platyrhynchus (Svalbard reindeer)
Lineage: Eukaryota; Metazoa; Chordata; Mammalia; Artiodactyla; Cervidae
Source: the annotation of a GenBank genome assembly